Helianthus annuus (common sunflower) is the source of this 1174-nucleotide messenger RNA. RefSeq names its product calcineurin B-like protein 9. The record is from RefSeq and is a predicted model, not a curated record. Lineage: Eukaryota; Viridiplantae; Streptophyta; Magnoliopsida; Asterales; Asteraceae. Gene Ontology annotation, biological process: calcium-mediated signaling. Gene Ontology annotation, molecular function: calcium ion binding; kinase binding. Bases 217 to 858 code for a protein of 213 amino acids. The transcript has 9 exons.
UUUACUCACCGCGUCCACCGUUUCUCAGUUCUCUCACCGUCUGUUUUUUUACUUCUUCACAAAGCAAACAAAAAGUCUCAAUAAAAAAAAAGAUUGAAAAUCGUGUUUUACAUAAAAGAAAAUAACUCUCGAAAUUCACCGGUGUGCACGCUCGAUUUGAGUUAAGCUUGAGAAUGGGCUUGAUGAAUAUAACCCUGUAAGGCUCUUUUAGUCUGAAUGGGCUGCUUUCAUUCUACCGUAAGAAAACCGGCUCCUGGACAUGAGAACCCGAUAAUACUUGCUUCUCAAACAGCUUUUAGUGUCAGUGAAGUUGAAGCUCUGUUUGAGCUAUUCAAGAGCAUAAGCAGUUCUGUAAUCGAUGAUGGAUUAAUUAAUAAGGAAGAAUUCCAAUUAGCUUUGUUCAAAAACCGAAAGAAAGAGAAUCUUUUUGCAAACAGGAUAUUCGACCUCUUCGAUGUGAAGCAUAGGGGGGUUAUCGAUUUUGGCGACUUUGUUAGAGCAAUGAACGUUUUUCAUCCCAACGCCCCUCAAGAAGACAAGAUUAGUUUUUCUUUCAAGCUUUAUGAUAUGGACGGGACAGGAUUCAUAGAGCGUCACGAGGUUAAGCAAAUGUUGAUUGCGCUUUUAUGUGAGUCUGAGUUGAAGCUCGCUGAUGAAACCAUUGAGACAAUACUCGAUAAGACAUUUUUAGAAGCGGAUGUUGACCAGGACGGGAAAAUAGACAAAUCAGAAUGGCACAAUUUUGUCACCCAAAACCCUUCCUUGCUCAAGAUCAUGACUCUUCCAUAUUUAAGGGACAUAACAACAACUUUCCCGAGUUUCGUGUUCAAUUCUGAAGUUGAGGAGAUCGCGACAUGAAGAGAACAUAUUAGAAGUUGCGUCGUUAGUUCUUUUGAUCAGUUUAUGUGUUGAAGAUUGAUGAGAUUGUGCCUUCUUAUUUUAAGCCCUGUUUUGGUUUGGCUUUCUUGAGAAGAAACAUCAAUAGGGUUGAUAUUGCUCAAGAGUUUUUUUUUUUUUUUUUUUUUUUGCUUAAUAUCAAAUCGUGAUCGGUGUUUCAGAAGUUGUUGAUUCGAUCUGUUUAGAUGUUAAUGAUUGAUCGAAGAAAUGAUAUCAUGUAAAUGAUGUUCGAUCAGAUUUAUCAUCUUUGAUUUUAUUAUAAACUAGUUUUUAUACC